AUGGCUGAUCGCAUAGUUGAACUUAUUUUCAAUAUUGCUUUAUGGACGGUUCAAGGUAUAUGUAUCAUUUAUGAAGCCAAACAGAGAGCCAAAUCAGAAUCAGAAUCAUCAAAUCACAAUCGAUCUAAAAGAUCAUUAUCUCAACUAUCAUCAAUCAGUCCAUAUCCACGCGCAGUGCUUACUGCAUCGAGUUCAAUCAAUUUUGGUAACGAUUGUGAACGUCUUGUAAACAUAGCGUUUCAAACGAGUCAAACAUUUCCUACAAUGAUGAGUACAUGUGCUGAUAUCGACCAAUAUUUAUCUAAAGAACUUAAGAAGCACUAUCUUGAUGAAUGUUUUCAUGUUAUUAUUGGUGAAAAUCAUGCAUUCGGCUUUUCUGUUGAUGAUGGUCAACAUUUUGCAGAAAUCGAGCAAGACCGAUAUCGAGUAUUAAUUUUCUCCAGUAAACAAGAUCUCAACACAAAAUUAGAUACACAUGAUGCAAAUAGUCAUAUGGUACUCAAAUGGCAAUAG
This is a messenger RNA of Rotaria socialis, 513 nucleotides long. NCBI's taxonomy places the organism in Eukaryota, Metazoa, Rotifera, Eurotatoria, Philodinida, Philodinidae. The record is from the annotation of a GenBank genome assembly.